Pisolithus orientalis is the source of this 660-nucleotide messenger RNA. RefSeq lists its product as uncharacterized. NCBI's taxonomy places the organism in Eukaryota, Fungi, Basidiomycota, Agaricomycetes, Boletales, Pisolithaceae. The annotation marks the transcript as partial. The record is from RefSeq and is a predicted model, not a curated record. The transcript has a single exon.
UCUACAACACCAUACAAGGUCAUUGACACCCUUGCUCACCUUGGAAUUUUGGUCUCCACUGACACAAUAAAUAUGGCAAUCCAAUCUCUAUCACAGGAGUCACAGAAUUCAUUGCAACAACUUGGACAGUCCCUCCUCACAUCAUAUGUAUAUGAUAACUUUGACAUCAACCUGAAACAUUAUAUUCUGACUGCAGAGACAUCAAGUGACUCACUCAAGCAUCUUACCUCUGGGUUGCUGUUCCCAUUUGUCCAUGGUGUUACACUCAAUGACUUGAAGUGUUCAAAACAUCUGUGGAACAUGCCAGCAUUAAGUCCACAAGCCAAUGGACUACACACUCCCCCAAAGUGUGCAUGGUGGGAGUUGCUGGGACAACUACAAUCAGUUCAGCCAGGAUCAAAUAUGAACUUGUCAUACCAUGACCAGUUCAAUUUGUGGAGGUUCUUGCAUGACCUAUGUACCCAUGGGCCCAAAUACUUCCAUCAAUUUAAAUCAGUGAUUCAAACUCCAGAAUCUAUGGAAAAAAUACCUACUGUGAAGAUGCCAAUCUUUGCAGCCCAAGCCAUGGAUGUCAAUAACUUGACAGUCAGUGGUAACAUUCAAGCCAUUGUGGAUUUGCUCAAGCAAGGUGGAGUGGAAGACCCUGCAGUGCAUCAGUGA